AUGGACAGUGACACUAAUGUGGAAUCUAUCACGUUAAUCCAGUGUUCCGUUUGCGGUCGUCAUUUCCGGGAAGACAUUAUUAACCGUCAUCAAUCAGUAUGUCUUAAAAAUACAACAAAAAAGAGAAAAGUUUUUGAUAGUACUAAACAACGUACCCAGGGCAUACCAAUUGCAAAUCAGAAAUCAUCUAUAAACGAUAAAUCAGCAGAAAAGGCAAGAAAACUCGCUCAAGUUGAAGCACGUAAACAUAACUGGCGACAAAAACAUGAAGAAUUUAUACAGUCUAUCAGAGCAGCUAAAGAGUAUACUAUUGCUAAACAGACUGGUAGACCUUUACCACCUCCACCUCCACCAACUAUUGAUCCAGAUUUGAUUCAAUCUAACAAUGCUACCACGACAUCUAGUGUAAAUACUGGAAUUGGUCGUGGACGUGUUCCCGCACGUACAUCACUUGCAGCAAAAGGUGAUGUUCCUCAAAAUACCACUACAAAUCCUUCUGGUUCACGACGUAUUCCAGUACCACAUACAACUACUGAAAGUGAUAAUCGACCCUCAGCUAACAGCAAUUUCAGUUCAGUACGAAAUGUAAAGCGUACAACACCACAGAUGAUGAAACCAGCCCAAACUAUAACAACUCCUGGUGCACGAAAUUCUCGUGACUUGCACAAAACUAAUGAUGAAAUGAUAAAACCACCAUCUAAUUCAUCAAAAGAAGAGACUGUACCGAAUUCUAACCGAGGUGUACCAACUAGUCAAACACGUCUACAAGCUAACAAAACUGCCAAUCAUUCACGGAACAAUUUAAAACCAACAACUGGAGCAAUGACCAAUGACAAGUCAAAUAAAUUCUGUUCUGAAUGUGGAAGUACAUUUCCAAGUACUGCUGCUAGAUUUUGUCCAGAAUGUGGAAUGCGUCGUAUGGGAUUUUAA
Molecule: messenger RNA, 930 nt
Organism: Trichobilharzia regenti
Lineage: Eukaryota; Metazoa; Platyhelminthes; Trematoda; Strigeidida; Schistosomatidae
Source: the annotation of a GenBank genome assembly